CGUGAAUGUGUAGUGUCACUUUAUCCAGCAUUCUCGGUGUUUUUUUGCAAAUUUGCACUACUUUGCUUUUGCUCAACUGGCAUGCAGUGUGUACAGUGAAUGCUUUAAGUUAUGAAUAACUUUAUCCUGGGAUGCUAGCGUUGAGUAACCGGUCGUGCAGACUGUGCAGGUGUUCCGUGCGCGCGUGACUCUUCCCUGGUGGCGGUUGAAGAGGACGCGGCGCUGUUACUAGGCAACGGCAGGGCCCAGGUUCCAUCUACAAUCGGCAGGGCAUGGGUUUCCGUCCGGGGGAAGUGGCGGAUGUGAGAGCGGCCUUAGGUUGCCAUGGCGAAGAGUCAGGUCGGGGAAGAGUCGGCCCUGGGUUUUCGACAGAAAAAUUGGAUGGAUGUAGGAAUGGCAACACAUUAGACCUACAUGGAAAAGGAAUUAAAAAGCUACAGAAGUUUGAAAAGUUGCCUGGAAUGAAAACUUUGGACCUGUCCUGUAAUUCUAUAGAAGAAAUUGAGUAUUUGGACAACCAUAAUGAAAUUACAGAGCUUAAAUUAUAUGGUAAUAAUAUCAGGAAAAUUAAGAAUCUGGACAGAUUGCAAGAACUUCAAGUUCUCCAGUUGCAGUUCAAUAAUAUCACAAGUUUAAGGAAAGGUCUCCUCAAACUCCGGAAAUUACAGCGACUGAGACUGGACAGCAACCGCUUGAUCUGUAUGGAAUCCCGAGAACUUUCAGGACUAUCCCAAUUGGCAUCUUUGGAUAUCAGUCAUAACCAGUUAACUGACAUCACUGCCGUGAAUAUGUUGCCCUGCCUUGAGGAGCUGUUUGCAUCCAGCAACAGGUUGUGUGGAGUUAUUGAUCUCAGCAAAUGUAACAAGUUACAGGAACUCGAUUUAUCCAACAACAAAAUAUCAGAGGUCCGGGGGUUGUCUUUACUGGAAACUUUAACGUCAGUUAACCUCUCUGGGAAUGUUCUGCACUGCACCGAAUGUCUUGGAUCUCUUUGUUCUUUGCAGGAAUUGAAUCUUGCUGAUAACCAGCUGAAGUCUGUUAGCAGCUUUGCUCAACAAUUCCCUAACCUCGAAGUUCUUAAUGUAGUCAAAAAUGACAUUGACGUCAGGGAGGGUCUAAAAUCUCUGACGCGGUGCUUCCACCUAGUGGAACUGAAUUUAAUUGGCAACAUAGCUGAGACAUCAGAGGAGGAUGAAACCAUGCACCUCAUGGAAGUCUCUUACCUCAUGCCUCAGCUUGAAUAUUUGGAUGGGGUUCCUCUUAACCCAUCGAAUAGUGAGAAUCAGAAUUCUCAAGUUAUUCAGAAAACAGGACUGGCUAAUGCUUCCCUUGAGAGUACGCAAAAGAUUGUGAGCUGCUUGAUGGAUUUUGAGUCCCAAAUGGAAGACCUGCAACAAUCACUAGCUGAAAGGUUUAGUCAGGUGAAGAAUCUGAUGGCAUCCUUACCUCAGAAAUUGCCAUUCAAACCUUCACAUACAGCUUCAACCAAACUGACCUCAGUACCUGGCUAUGGAUCCCGCCCACAAACAAGCUGCAGGAGUCGCUCCAGAAUUGAAGAAGCCAGAUCAUUUGCCGCCCAGCACUUUGAAAAGUAGCACGACCAUCAGAUGGAACAUUUCAACGAAAC
Messenger RNA from Chiloscyllium plagiosum (whitespotted bambooshark), 1627 nucleotides. Lineage: Eukaryota; Metazoa; Chordata; Chondrichthyes; Orectolobiformes; Hemiscylliidae. The record is from RefSeq and is a predicted model, not a curated record.